AUGACCACACUACACGACCUAGCUCCAGACUCCAAGAGGCAGACCAACGACCGCAAACUCCAACAAAGAACACAUCGUUCUGCUGCCAUUAUGAAACUAUUUUUUCGACCAAAACAAAAGUUCAUACCCAAUUCUUCUACUUCUAGUUGUGCAUCUAAUCCCGCCAUUGAUUCUAGGGAUACGCCCCCUAUCGAGUCAUAUGAUCCUAAUGUCAGAGAUGAUGUUAGGAUGUCAUACUUGGAGAAGGGUCCUUGUCAACCAUAUGGACAUAAUUUUUCAAGAAGACCGAUGGAGAAUGAUAAUAGAUCUCGUUGUAAGGAAAUUGAAGAUGCAUUAUUUAAUAAUGCUACUGAAAAUGACCAAAUGACUUCACCAACCAUCCAAAAGGAUUUGGUUAAUUGUUGUGUCGUAGAGACAACAAGGGCUAUUAUCAAUGAGAUAGGUAAUUCUUUGCUUUCGGUUUUGGUGGAUGAGGCUCGUGAUAAUUUUACGAAGAAAAAAAUGGCAGUUGUUUUGAGGUUUGUUGACAAAAGUGGCCAAGAUGCUAUUGAUAUAAUGUUUUCUACACAUGAGUUGAGCAUAUCUAGCCUGAGAGGUCAAGGCUAUGAUGGAGCAAGUAAUAUGUCAGAUGAAUUUAAUGGAUUGAAAGCUUUAAUUCUAAGAGAGAACCCACAUGCUAUAAAUUGUAUGCUUGGAGAUUUUUUUAACGUACUUGCUAUUAUUGUGAAUUUGGUUGGUGCAUCAUGUAAGCGUGUAGAUGCUUUUCGAAUAAGUUAUCAUUCUAAUAUUUUGGAGAAACUUAAUAUUGAGGAACUUACUGGUGAAAGUGGUCAGUUUCAAGAGGCACGCCCAGGUGAUACUAGAGAUGAUUUUUCACAAGCCUUACAGAAAAAGAAUCAGGAUAUUCAGAAUGCUAUAGGAUUAUUGAAUUUGUCUUUUGAUAAGAAUAAAUUGCUACGUCUUGCUCAGUUUUAUCAUUUGGACUUCAAUAGAGAAGAGUUUUUAUUACUUCGACCUCAUCUUGAUAAGUUUUUUAUGCUUGUGAGAAUGGACGAAACUUUCUUUAAUCUUAAUAGCAUAUCUUGUGCUGCUCAUCUUGGUUUUGAUUUAACUGUGGCAACUGCAAGUGUUGAAAGAGUAUUUUCUGAUAUGAAUCUAAUCAAGAGUAAUUUGUGCAACAAAAUGGGAGAUGACUGGUUGAAUGACAAUUUGGUGGUUUACGUGGAGAAAUGCAAAUCACUGAAUGAGCUAUCUUUGCAUUCAACGAAAAAGAAUCAAGAACCCAAGUACGAGUAA
Olea europaea var. sylvestris is the source of this 1296-nucleotide messenger RNA. RefSeq lists its product as uncharacterized. The transcript is spliced from 10 exons. The record is from RefSeq and is a predicted model, not a curated record. NCBI's taxonomy places the organism in Eukaryota, Viridiplantae, Streptophyta, Magnoliopsida, Lamiales, Oleaceae. Bases 1 to 1296 code for a protein of 431 amino acids.